UCGUCGCAAAUUUUGUGUUUCAAUAAAAGCGCUUGAAAUAUUUUACUAUUUUACUGUUAAUAAUAUAUUUGUUGGAUGAGUGCUUUCAAGAAUAAUAGUGGAUGCAUUCGUCUGAAGCUACAAAAAGUUUGUAAGGAUUUUCAUGCUGUUUGCUACUUUGAUUGAUUGAGACCGCCGCUUGAUUGCGUUCCCGGUUUAAAUCACAAUAUGCCGGCAACCGUGAAGGUGAAAAUCUGUGAGGCGCGGCAUUUGCCCGUAAUGGAUCGGAGCGGAGAAACAACGGACGCGUUUGUCGAGGUUCGCCUGGCAAACAACAUUUUCAAAACCGAUGUCUGUCGCAGAACACUGCAUCCUAAAUGGGAAAGUGAAUGGUUUCGCUUUGAAGUGAAUGAUAUUGAACUACAAGAAGAACCGUUGCAGAUUCGGGUAAUGGAUUAUGAUACGUAUUCUUCGCACGAUGCUAUCGGAAAAAUUUACGUGGAUUUAACCAACAUUCUUAUGAGCGAAAAUCGGACAAUGUUCGCUGGGUGGCUUCCUAUUUACGAUACCUUACUGGGUAUCCGAGGAGAACUGAAGAUCGAAAUUCGUUUGAUAUCGUUUUGUGUAGAUAUGAAAUCGCUGCGACAUUUCGCGCAGAGCAUUUUGUUCUUUUCUUCUGCACUUUUUCCAUCUGGAUUUCGAAUAAAAAGAAUCAUCGGCUUAGUGGAUCAUUCCUUAGUGGCAGAAGAUCCUGAACAUCAGUGGCUAGACAAAAUUCGUACACCGCGUUCGACAAACGAAGCCCGUCAGUUGUUGUUUAUGAAAAUGUCCGGAGAGCUGCGACGGAAGCUGGGCAACAAGGUUGCCGAUAUGGGCGGUAACGCCGUUAUUGCGCUGCGACAACGCAUUGACCUCGGACAUGUUGGUGUGAUCAUACGAGCGAUUGGCACUGCGGCCAUUGUGGAGAAGCUGGCAGCUCUCAGUCAGCUGCCUUCGCAAGAUGCAGAAACAUCCAUUGUUGGUGCGUCCUCACCGGGUGGACCGCGAAAAGGUUCCAAAUUGGAUACUGUAACCGGCUCCCCGGAAGUAUCUGCUCUGACCGGCAUAAGACAGUACGUAGACGAUUUGGAUCAAACAGUACUGCCAGAGUCUAACGGUGGUAACCAGAAUCCGCGAUUCUACCUGGGGGGAACUCUUGAACACGAGCAACAGCAGUAUCCGGCAGAUUUGACUCGAGCGAGUUUAUAUGCGGAGUUUCCGUUCCUAACGUUAAAACACAUCCCAGCAGGAGUCGUCAAGAGCAUUGGAGGGAUAGUUUCCUGUAAAAUGAUUAAGACUUUGGAGCGACUGGAACAAGACGAUAUUAACCAGGCUUCGUACGCACAAUGGUGGAAAGAAAUUCGCAUGGAGAUAUUUCGCCACAUGAAAUGUAUCGGAUGUAAUGCUGUUUAUGGCUAUUCCGAAGAAUUAUGUUUGACGGAUGAAGGCAAUAUCCAGUUGUUAAGUGCCAUCGGCACUGCUGCCAUUUUGGACAUUGAUUUAGCUACCAAAGACCGUGACUGCGAAACCGUACUGGAAACAGCUUGGGGAAUGAUAACCAGAGAAAACUUCCGCAAAGAAUCGUCCGUACUUGUUUAUCCGGAAGCUAUGGGCCAGGCAACAGAUUGCAAAAUUUAUCAUAUUCCAUCUGGAGAGUACGCUGAUCACGUUGCCUCAACGACAUCUCAGUGCGGUGUUUGUAAAGUUGGACACGUGCCGGAAAUUCUCUUAACUACCGUUGAGAUUCCAGAUGGGUCGCCGAUUAAGGGAAUGGGAACUCUUGUACAGGCGCGGGUACAACGGAAGACCAAAGCGCUUAAAGGAGAAAGUGGAGCCCGAGAGUUGUCGGAAAUAAUGCCGUUUAUUGAAUAUGAUCUCCAUUCGCAGAUCAGCACAAAAUUGAAACUGUUAGGCUGUAACGCGGCAUUUAGUUUGAAAAUGGACCUUCAGUGUGGUUCGGAAGUGAUCAUUGCCAGCGCUACGUGCACAGCUGCUUGUAUUUUGUCGCUGCCAAGGCCAAUGCGCCCCACCGUCCUGGAAACGGACAAGGGUGUUGAGAGUUCCGAUAUUCAAACGAAGCUUGACAAUACACUGGAACAGUAUUUGCGCCAGCUGGGGCUCACCGACGAUAAAGAUGACAAGACCGGCAAACUUACGCGACCAUUGCGAACAACUAAUGUGAAAAAGAAAAAACCUGGACCGAGGCAGUUCUCGAAGUCUGGAUUUGUCAUCGACUUGGAAAACGAAAAAUCUGAAGGCCGUGAUGUUAUCUCCUUAAUCGAUUACUUACCCUCUAAGGACACUUUGUUGAUGGGAUCUGAAAUCUGUCCGAUGCAGGACCGGCUCCGUCAGCUUCGUUAUACUGAAUUUGCGCAGAACUCUAGCGCAAAGCCCUGUGGACCCUUCAUCCAAUCGUUUUGCCGAAUAUGGAAGACGAGGGUCUUUGGUGAGCAGGAAGAUGCGGACGAUCUGCUGGUCAGCUGUCAACAUCUGCUACGCGAUGUGGUUUUUCGCGCUCGAAUGUUUAAGCCCUGCCGUAUUGCUGGCAUUAAAUUUCGGUUUUACUUAAAUCCCAAUGACGAGCUGUUAAUCAUGGUUCAGGGAUCUAUCGUUGCCGAACCCUUACCAUUGUAUUCCUGCCUAAAAGGGACAGGAGAAGGACGCAGAUCAUUACGUCAUGUAUCUAGUCGAGCGGGAAUUUCGGGAUGCGAAGACAAUGGUGAUGUGAUGCCCCUGCGAACACAAACAGACGAGUUUUCCAUUGCGGACGGUAACGCAAAAGACACACAUGCUGGACUGACCACACCCCGCGUUGGUCUCGUAUCGUUGCUGCGUACUCGUAUGUCGCCGCCUCGGCCGUCACAAAUAUUCUUCCAACAUCAAGUUACGCCUCAGUCUUUAUCGGGUGUGUCGGUCGACAUUUCUUCUUUAUCUUUCGUUCAUUCUGGAACGGUGAAGCGCUAUGUUGGGAAUUUAAAUAUUGUCGUCCUCCGUGAGUGUCAGGCAUUGCGUGAUAACGAUGGUCUUAGCGGGUUCAUGCAGCGUACACUGGCUGAUUUCUACGCGGUUGUGCGGUCACAAACUGUUGCUGCUGGCGGAAAUGCUGUUCUCUCCUUUUAUAUUGCUCAGUUACAAUUGGCGGAUUCGUAUAAUCAGGCGCAGUGUAUAAUUCAUGCCUACGGUGACAUGGUAGAAAUUGAAGAUUCGGUAGGAACGAACGCCAGUGAAGCUUGAUUUUAAAAAGAUUUGGUGUGAUCCCGGUGAAAACGUUUUUUGAGUAAUUUUACAGAUUUAGUACGUUCAUGGUAGUGAGUAGGCUAGCUGUAUUUCUAGCCAUUCGAUUCCAAAUGUUCUGUUAUGUCAUACGUUUUUUAUGGUGUUUGAAUUGUUAUGAAACAAGUGUUUCACGAUUUUCUUACGGUUUAGCUGUUGCAGUUCAUUGCAGGAAUUAUAUUGUUACUGUAUAUA
Molecule: messenger RNA, 3486 nt
Organism: Paramacrobiotus metropolitanus
Lineage: Eukaryota; Metazoa; Tardigrada; Eutardigrada; Parachela; Macrobiotidae
Product: C2 domain-containing protein 5-like
Exons: 19
Coding region: 208-3252 (1014 amino acids)
Biological process (GO): intracellular protein transmembrane transport; positive regulation of vesicle fusion; protein localization to plasma membrane
Cellular component (GO): plasma membrane
Molecular function (GO): calcium ion binding; calcium-dependent phospholipid binding
Source: RefSeq, a predicted model, not a curated record